AUGGCUGGCGGGCACCAAUUGACAAAGACUCUCCUGCAGUGGUUCGACAUUGCUUCCGUUAUAUACGGCCUUGCUAUUUGCUUGACCAAGGUGUCCGUACUAUGCCUUUACCGACGAGUGUUCUCACCAGUGAAAUGGAGCGUCUUCGAUAAUAUCAUUAUUGGACUGAUAACCGUGAUGAUAUGUUUUUACCUCAGCACAGAUUUUGCAAAGAUUUUCGAGUGUACACCGAGGGCGAGGAUAUGGGACAAAAGCGUACCAGGAACUUGCAUUGACGAAUCUGUUUUGCUUGAUACGAGCGGCUUUUUCAACACGAUAACCGACUUCAUCAUUCUGGUAUUGCCGGUACAUUCAGUUAUAAAAUUACAGCUCAGUCAGGUGAGAAAGCUGCUAGUUAUUGCAGUUUUCACCUUUGGUCUCUGUGCCCCCGUGUUCAGCACCAUCGGAUUGGUCGUCCGGUUUAAAAUCAGCGGCAGUCCAGACAUUACCUGGAAUCAGCCUGAAAUUCUUCUUUGGGGAGCUGCCGAAGUCACAUCCGGUUUCCUUAUUGUUUGCUUCCCCGAAAUGUCCUUCCUAGUCAAUCGACGAUCUAGAAAGAGGAACUAUCCACGCCGACCUACCAUCGACAUAUCCUCUGGAACGGGGGGUGUCAACUCGCGCAACAAGGUGCGUAGCCAUGGGGACGAAUUGACAUACUACGAACUUGACGAUGAUGUCGUGUAUGGUGUCCGAGUUAGCCCAUCUGGAAGUAACUUGAGAUUACAUGAACCGGCGCAUGGCACGGUGCAGGUCCAUCACGAGAUUACGAUUCAGUCAAGCAAAAAAGAGGAAAUUAUAACGGUGAAUGGACAAUGA
Messenger RNA from Talaromyces atroroseus, 855 nucleotides. RefSeq lists its product as hypothetical. The transcript is spliced from 4 exons. Lineage: Eukaryota; Fungi; Ascomycota; Eurotiomycetes; Eurotiales; Trichocomaceae. The record is from RefSeq and is a predicted model, not a curated record. Bases 1 to 855 code for a protein of 284 amino acids.